AUGGCUGAACAUGGAUUCUCAUACGAGAAUGAGACAGUAAAGAAAACAAGGUAUCAGAUAUUUAAAGAUAAUGUAGCGCACAUUAAGAGGCAUAAUCAAGAAGGAAGUUGUUGGGCAUUCUCAGCCGUUGCUGCCAUUGAAAGCAUAGUAGCCAUCCGAUCGGGCAAGCUAAAAAGAUUAUCACAACAACAUGUUUUGGAUUGUAACUACGCGCAUGAUACCUGCAAGGCCGGAACAAUAGAUGAUGCUUUCGAAUUCGUUAUAAAAAAUGGGGGUCUUGCAUCUGCUAUCGAUUAUCCUUACACUGCAAUUCAAGGAAAAUGUUCCAAUAACAAACCAUCAUCUCUUUCCGUAAACAUCACUAGCUAUAGUGUUGUUCCUCAAAAUAAUGAGAAAGCAUUGUUAAAGGCAGUAGCUAACCAACCUAUCGCGGUUUACAUUGACGCAAGUACCUUCCAAUUUUAUAAGUCUGGAAUUUUGACAGGGAAGUGUGGAACUGGAUUAAAUCAUGGGGUCGUAAUGGUUGGUUAUGGCAAAGAACAUGGGGUGAAGUUUUGGUUGCUCAAGAAUUCGUGGGGAACAGGAUGGGGAGAGAAUGGAUAUAUGAAAAUAAAGAGAAAAGUACAUUCUAAAAAAGGCAUGUGUGGUAUUGCAAUGAUUCCUGUUUAUCCAAAUGCGUGA
Messenger RNA from Salvia hispanica, 681 nucleotides. The record is from RefSeq and is a predicted model, not a curated record. NCBI's taxonomy places the organism in Eukaryota, Viridiplantae, Streptophyta, Magnoliopsida, Lamiales, Lamiaceae.